GGGAAGCUUCCGCCCCUGGGACUCGCCGGGGGUCGUGGAGAUGGGAUGAUUUCGGGACCGGCCAGGGACGGCGGCUGACUCCUGCAGGCUGGGUCCUCGAGGGGGCACAGGGCGAGAGAACCGUGAUGGCCGCGGGUAUUAAAGUGGCGAGACAUCCCGAGCAAGCAGCUGUCUGCUUCCUUGGACCAUCACUCCAGUGCUCAGCUUCAGUAACAAUAACUAAUUCCUAAUCGGGUCGCAUCCCAGUCGCUCUUUCAGCUCAGUACUUCCUUUCACCUGUUGUUUUGUUGCUCAGUCAAUCACUUUUCACCCUCCCACUCUCACCGCCACGAUGAAGUUCUUCAGCGCCGCUCUCGCCGUGCUCGCCGCCGGCUCCGCCGUUGCCGCCCCGGUUGACAGCCGCAGCGAGCCGUGCCCCUGCGAGGGCUCCGGCUCCCCGUCGCUCCCUCCCGUCAGCCUGCCGACCGUGAGCGUGCCGUCUGCCAGCAUCCCGCCCAUCAGCCUGCCCACGCCGUGCACGACGCUCAGCAGCCCGCCCGGCCAGAUCACGGGCGCCCCUGGCGGCGGCGACUCCGUCUCGGUCGUCGUGGGGGCCCUCGUCGAGGUCGUCGUCGACGUCGAGGCCAAGGUCAAGGCUGAGCUGGGCCUGAUUGCCGACAUCAUCGCCAAGGCCGACAUCGACGUCGAUGCGCUCGUUAAGGUGCUCGUGGACCUGGAGGCCGACCUCAAGGUCCUGGUCGACGCCGAGGCCAAGCUCAAGGGGCUCGCCAUCGAUGCCGCUGUCCUGGUUGCCGCUGAUCUCGAGGUUGUGCUCAAGCUCGUCGCCGAGAUCCAGGCCCUGCUCGCCGAGGUCGAGGUCUGCCUGAAGGGUCUCGUCGCGAUCAAGGCUGACAUCCUCGUCGUCAUCGGCGUGCACCUCCACGCCUGCCUCGACGUGAUCAACGCGAUCGCCAGCGUCGUCGUCAAGUUCGCUCUGGCCGUCGUGGCUGCCGUGACCGCCAACGUUGACCUGCACGACAUCGUGGUCAAGAUCUCGGCCUCCGUCGACGUCAUCAACAACACCUGCGGCAGCAUCGCCGGUCUGCUUGCCCCCGUCCUCAAGCUCGUGCACUAAAGUGGGCCCUGUCUGGUAGUUCUGGGACGCUGGCCGCGCCCGCCGGGGCCUCACGGGGUGGUUGCGAAGGGGGUUGUCGACACUUCGUCGUAUCU
Thermothielavioides terrestris NRRL 8126 is the source of this 1209-nucleotide messenger RNA. RefSeq lists its product as uncharacterized. Lineage: Eukaryota; Fungi; Ascomycota; Sordariomycetes; Sordariales; Chaetomiaceae. The record is from RefSeq and is a predicted model, not a curated record. The coding region runs from base 332 to 1114 and encodes 260 amino acids. The transcript is spliced from 3 exons.